ACCGCCGCCGAACCGAGCCCCUUUGGCCCCGAUGCUGGAGUUUGUCUCCGCCCAGACGGGGGUUCCCGUUGUUGCCGUCGGGGGAGGGGCCAGCCUGGGAAGAGAGCCACAGGAAAGUGGCUCCAUCUACCUCCAGUUCACCUGCUCCACGUCGCUCCAACUCGAGGUCAUCUUCGAGGUGCUUGAAGAGUACGACUGGACCGCCUUCUCUGUGGUCACCACCCGUCACCAUGGCUACGAGGACUUCCUGGCCAUGGUGGAGGGUAUGACGGAUGGCUCCUUCAUUGGCUGGGAAAAGAAAAGUGUGGUGAUUCUAAACGUGACGGAUGAUCCUGGAGGAGCUCGAACCAAACGGCUGCUCAAAGACAAUGAAGCCCAGGUGCGUCUGCUGUACUGCUCUCUGGAGGAGGCCGAGCUGGUUUUCAAAGCGGCCUGGGCAUCAGGGCAGGCCGGGCCCAGUCACAUGUGGUUCGCCGUGGGACCGGCCCUUUCCGGUCUUGGCCUGGAGGGGCUGCCAAAGGCCUUGUUCGCCAUACGGCCGCAGGGCUGGAGGGACGAGCCGCGCAGGCGCAUUGCCAAAGGCGUCUCCGUGCUCACCCAUGGGGCGAUGGCUCUACGGAGGGACCAGGGAGCCAACAGCCGGUCACAGUACGCCGGCAACUGCCAGAGCGAUGGCAACCAGACCCACCGAGUGCCAGACAGAAUCAGGUACUUCACCAACAUAUCCAUUGGUGGGCGGGACUACUCCUUCAACAGUGACGGCUACCUGUCCAAUCCGCUGCUGGAUGUCAUCUCCUACGCCAAUGGGAGGGGCUGGGAGGAGGUUGGCUGGUGGGAAAACGGCCACCUGCGUCUCCGUUUCCAUUCCUGGUCUCGUUACGGCUCCUUCCUGAAGCCUCUGGAUGACGCCCAGCACCUCCGCGUGGUCACUUUAGAAGAAAGGCCCUUUGUCAUCGUGGAACCGGCUGACCCAGGGACCAGCUCCUGCAUCAGGGACUCUGUCCCCUGUCGAAUGCCCGUCAACACCAGUCUGGUGGUGGAGGGCAGCGGGCACAUGAAACACUGCUGUAAAGGUUUCUGCAUCGACGUCCUCAAGAGACUGGCAAAAAUAGUUGGUUUCACCUACGACCUUUACCUUGUGACUAAUGGGAGGCACGGGAAGAACAUCGAUGGGGAGUGGAACGGCAUGGUCGGAGAGGUGGUGUCCAACCGGGCUGACAUGGCCAUCGGUUCUCUCACCAUAAACGAAGAAAGGUCAGAGGUCGUAGAGUUCUCAGUCCCGUUCGUGGAGACGGGAAUCAGCGUCAUGGUUUCCAGGAGUAACGGCACUGUGUCGCCGUCUGCUUUUCUGGAGCCCUACAGCCCGGCCGUGUGGGUGAUGAUGUUUGUGAUGUGCCUGUCGGUGGUGGCUGUCACCGUCUUCAUCUUUGAGUUCUUCAGCCCCGUUGGAUACAACCGCAGCCUGCAGAGCGCCAAAAAAUCAGGUGGAUCAAAGUUCACCAUCGGGAAGUCCGUGUGGCUGCUGUGGGCGCUGGUCUUCAAUAACUCUGUGCCUGUGGAGAAUCCCAGAGGAACCACCAGCAAGAUCAUGGUUCUGGUGUGGGCCUUCUUCGCUGUCAUCUUCCUGGCCUCCUAUACUGCCAACCUGGCUGCCUUCAUGAUCCAGGAAGAGUACAUCGACACAGUGUCAGGGCUGUCCGAUAAGAAGUUCCAGCAACCAACUGAGCAGUACCCGCCACUGCGAUUUGGCACAGUGCCAAACGGCAGCACUGAGGAGAACAUCCGCUCAAACUAUCCCAACAUGCACCAGUACAUGAUCCGCAACAACCAGAAGGGCGUGGAGGAGGCCAUCGACAACCUAAAGACUGGGAAGCUGGAUGCCUUCAUUUAUGAUGCUGCGGUGCUGAACUAUAUGGCCAGGAAGGACGAGGGCUGUAAGGUGAUGACUAUCGGCUCUGGGAAGGUGUUCGCCACAACAGGUUACGGCAUCGCACUGCACAAGAACUCCCGCUGGAAACGUCCACUAGACCUGGCUUUGCUGCAGCUGGUCGGAGACGAUGAGAUCGACAUGUUGGAGCGUCUCUGGCUGUCGGGUAUCUGCCACAAUGACAAGAUUGAGGUUAUGAGCAGCAAGCUGGACAUAGACAACAUGGCGGGAGUCUUCUACAUGCUGCUGGUAGCCAUGGGGCUGAGCCUUUUAGUCUUUGCCUGGGAACAUCUGGUUUACUGGAAACUGAGACACUGCAUGAAGAGAUCAGGCGGGAUGGAUUUCCUUCUGGUGCUCAGCAGGGGGAUGUACAGUUGCUGCCAGUUUGAGGACGAGACCACACCAGGAGGCACUUUGCCCCAGUACCACACCAUGACCACGAUGCCUUCAGGACCCCAACAACACCUUGUAACAGCCACAGUAAACAAUACGACUGCCAUUGCCAUGGUGCAGCAGCAACAACAGCAAAAGCACCACCCACAACAGCAACAGGGGCAGACCUACACCACCAUGCUUCCUGGAUCACCCCCUGCCACAGGACACUCAGCAAUGGCUCUGGGACCCUCAAACAGCCCUUUACUAGAAGGCCCCAUGCCCUGCUCCACCUUCUUGCCUCGGCAUGAUCGUAGACUUGCAGUGGUAGAUCGGUGGAACAGACCAAAACCAGAGAAAGUCUUGAGCCAAGGCAGUAGUGGUGGUGGUGUGGGCAUAGGGGGGAUUGCUGGAGGAAUCACUGAAAUCCAGGCUCAGCAGCAGUUCCAGCAAAACCUUGGGCCACAUUGGAGCAUGCAAGGAGGAGUUGUAGGCGGAGCAGGAGGAGCAGACACAGGGCUAGAUGAAUAUAAGCGCUAUUAUGGUCCUAUAGACCCAGAGGGGCUAGGAGCUACCUCUGAACAACACGCAGGAGGCACCCAGCAGACUCCCAAAGCUAAUCCUCGAGGCUCAAAAGCCUCAGGGAUGCCACGCCUGCCUCCGAAGGGUCCUCAGCAAGGCCCUGGAAAUCUAAUCUCUAAGCCACCUCCACCUCUGCCAUCUUCCCCACGAAGACCGCCUUUCUGGCGAAGAGGAAGCCUAGCUCAAGCAAGGAGGAAAGGAUCAGGAGGCCCGCUUUAUGAGAAUAUACUCCCCCUUGGACGGCGAGGUGGUGGAAGGUAUGGGGAUGGAGCUGGACGGAGAGGGCGACGUCCUCCGCCACCUCCUCCUCUACCUGUCCCCCUUUCUUCUCCAACCCACACCCCUACCACACCCUCCUCCCCAUGUCGUUUCUACUCUACCUGCUCCAGUGCCUCGUCCUCUUCCUCUUCUUCUACAUCAUCAUCAUCCUCUUCGUCAUCCUCCGUCUCACUCUCUCGCUCAAAUUCCCUCUCCUCUUGCUCCAGUGACAGCUCCUACAACUCGUCACUGAGUUUCCGGUAUAGAGCAGGUGACCGGGAAUUUACGGUGGAUGACGACUAUGACUCCGAUUUGCUCACGGAGGAGUCCAGCCUACUUUUGGGGUCAAGGAGGAAGAUUCGUUCACGCCGUAUGUCAUCACGCUCACUGCCUUGCAGCCCGCCACCUCCACCAAUCCCACCCCGAAAACCGCGCCCUCUGAGAGAUUAUGGCAGGGAAAGAACAGGCAGCCAGUUAGCCCAGUUACAAGAGUGGUGGGCAUCAUGGGGAGACAGAGAGCGAGUAAGGGGAGGAACGACAAGCAGGGGAGAUGGAGGAGUGGGUAGAGAUGAGAAGAGGCACAACAAAGAGAGGGAGCAUGAGAGGAAGAGGAGGAAGAAAGGUCGAAAGAAGAAGAAGAGAGAGGAGAGGGAGAGGGAAAGGGAGCGAAAACGACGCAAAGCAAAGAAGAAGAGGAAGAAAGAGGACAAGACAAGGAAGAGAGAGCGAAAGAGAUCAGAGCAGGAGGGGGGAGAUGGUGAGAAAAGAGAGGAACUCAAAUCAGGGACCCCAGACUACCCAUCAUACCCGCCCCUGAGACGAGAGUCUUUUAGAAAAAAGAGCGAAAGCUCAAUCAGAAGCUACGGAUGGAACAUCCCAGGUGAUGACGAGAGGAAGGACCGCAACGAAAAAGAGAGAGAGGAUGCGGAGGAUAGCAGAGGGAAAGAGAGACACCACAGACGAAGGAACAGCAAGCACUAUCAUAGCUCUAGCAGUAAGCCUUCAACAUCUGUCAAGUUCUGGGGAGGGGGAAACCCAUCCUCUGACACUAUUCCAUCUGCCUUUCUGCCCUUGUUGCCUGUUUCCUCCAAAAGGAGGAAAAGUAAAAGUUCAGACAGGGAUGCUGUGGGAAUGGAGGGAGAGAGGAGGCCAUUGUUAGGAAGGACUGGGAGAGGUGAGAUGCACUCCAAGGAAGGGUUGUCCUUUCAUGAGUGGGAGUCUGAAGUAGAGGCUGAGGAGGAAGAUUCUGAGAUGGAGAGGAGGAAAACAGAGCGUGGAAAGAGGCGUGGAGGAGGAAGGACAAUGUCUGAUGAGGAGCGGGAACGUGAUAAGGUCAUCGGCAUAUAUUCAGAUGAUGAUGGAUCUUCUGGAGAGUUUGGGAAGUUUGAGCGCGAGGAGAUAGGUGGGGGACAGCAGAAAGUGGAUGGGGGUCCAGUGGAGGUGGUGGUGGAGGAGAUGGGGGAGAAAGAGGGUGGGGAUCAGGAUCACACUGGCCUCCUCCUCCUUUGA
Molecule: messenger RNA, 4648 nt
Organism: Cheilinus undulatus (humphead wrasse)
Lineage: Eukaryota; Metazoa; Chordata; Actinopteri; Labriformes; Labridae
Gene: grin2da
Product: glutamate receptor, ionotropic, N-methyl D-aspartate 2D, a
Exons: 18
Coding region: 32-4648 (1538 amino acids)
Biological process (GO): synaptic transmission, glutamatergic; long-term synaptic potentiation; excitatory postsynaptic potential
Cellular component (GO): plasma membrane; postsynaptic density membrane; NMDA selective glutamate receptor complex
Molecular function (GO): transmitter-gated monoatomic ion channel activity involved in regulation of postsynaptic membrane potential; NMDA glutamate receptor activity
Source: RefSeq, a predicted model, not a curated record